Molecule: messenger RNA, 897 nt
Organism: Ectocarpus sp. CCAP 1310/34
Lineage: Eukaryota; Phaeophyceae; Ectocarpales; Ectocarpaceae
Source: the annotation of a GenBank genome assembly
AUGAACAGCACGAUGAUGGCUGUAGGGACAACCUCGGAGGAGGAGGAGGAGGAGGUGGAGACACGGCGGAUCACCGCGACCUGCCCGCUAACGGGGAGGGAUCAGGACGACUACGUUGCUAGCCCGGGCGGUGACGACGGAGAGUCAUCCAGCCCCCUGGAUCGAGUCCGCGAUCUCAUUACGAACGAGGGGCCGAGCGUGUUCGACCCCUCGAACCUGGGUCGCAUCGACGACCUCUUCAGGGAGGCGGGCUCUGACGUGUACGAGCGGAUGGGACCCAUCCUCGGCGAGGCUGGCGACUUCGGCUCAAAAGUGGCAGACACGGCUGCGUCGUGGGGAACUGAUCUAGGUAGUGUUUUCGGAAGCAUCGGCGAAUCCGCUGGAGAAGCUUUCGGCGGAUUAGGAGACCUCUUCUCCGACGUCGGGGGUGCUUUGGGCAGUGGCCUAGGUGAGGUAGGGGACUGGGCGGGGGACGCGCUGGGGGACGGCGUAGACGCAGCGAGAGGCCUGGCCGAAGUCAUCGGAGAGGGCAUCGGAGAUGGUCUCGACGUAGCGGGAGAUCUCGCCGGAGACGGGCUAGACGCGGCGGGCGACCUAGCCGAAGACAUCGGGGAGGGCAUCGGAGCGGGCCUGGACGCAGCCGGAGAUCUCGCUGCAGACGGGCUAGACGCGGCGGGCGACCUAGCCGAAGACAUCGGGGAGGGCAUGGGGGAUGGCCUGGAAGCAGCCGGAGACCUUGCCGGUGGCGCCGUGGAUGCGGUCACGGAUGCCGUCGAUGGUGUAUCAGACGACGUGGACAUGUACGCGGGCGCAGGGCCGAGGGAUCUGGACGAUGAAGGGCCGACCGGGGGCGGAAACUUUGCUAUGGUGGGGCCGGGAAUGGGUGUGGCGUCGUAG